GAUUCGUCUUGUGCCUUAUCGGUUCCAAAGCGAGUAGGUCCACUCGUUCUUCCGUGAGUAGGUCCACUUGUUCUGCCGUUCACACUCACUUUCUCGACGAGAGCAAAGAGGCAGCGGAUGGGUUGAGUCGUGCAGACAUCAUUUGUCGUGAGCACGUUUAUUUUGCUCCUCUUGCAACAAGGCCUACUGGUGCUGUGUCAAUCAUUGAGAGAUUCAUCAAUCUGCAGCUGCUUUCGGGGCCUUGUUUAGCCAGGAGAAGCUUCUCAUCACACGAGUACGUCUAAACUAUCCCUCUGAAACCUCAGUACUGCUUUUCUGACACGGAAUAUCAAUAUGUCGUGUGUCGUUCUUUGAAUACUCUAGCCGGAAACCAAAGAGAGCAUAGUACACCACCUAAUUGCACCAGCACAGAAAAAAAAUGUUCCACCGAGCAGUCUUCGCCGCAGCAACCCUGUUAUCAAUUUCCGGCAUUGCCGUUCGCGGGCAUAAUUUGAUGCGGCACAACAACAUAUGGAUUGUAAAAAUGUCUGGGUCUGGAAGGAUGCAACCUGUGAUGCUAAUUUUGGACUCUAGAGAAAUCUGUUUUGCAUGACCAGCAAGAGGAGUCCAGUUUCUGCUACGCGGGGAGGCCAUUUGUCAUGCGGAAUAGGCAUCAAGAAGCACUCAGAAAAUCUGUGAUGCCAGGGAAUACAUCACAGACGUCACGGGCCAUGUAAAAUCUGCAUGACAAGUUCGCAUUCUUCCAGACCCAGACAUUUCUCCACUUGAUACAACAAGCUGCUCCGCGAAGACCGGGUGAUCGUCCAGGAGGACACGAAGAUAUCUGCCCUGUCCGUGCAGGAGGGUGAGAAAGACACAGAACCCCCCCCUCCCCCCGUCGUGCAGUGCGGCGAGAGCCUCGCAUUGACGCCUGCCAGUGGCGUGAAAUGGAUCUGCGAUGUGAUCGACCGCGGGGGCGGGACCGUGCAGGGCUGGCUGCACUACAAGGAGGGAGCCGCAAGCGCGGCCCCGGCCACUCCGCCGGCGAAUUCGGGAAAGCACACCUACGUCGCUUGCACCGUGUCGAACGCAGCCAUCGAGAGCGGGGAGGUGGGCGCCAGCAACACGGCCUGCAUUACCGCCUUGAGCGGCGCGGACGGCUGUCCGGACGCCAGCAGCACGACCCUCGCGACUGCAGACUGCAGUCCUAAUCCGUGAACGGACAGGACGGUGGCACGGAGCGGGAUUUGUGUGCGGAGUACUUAGUAGACAUUGAUGGGGAGAUGGUGGUGUUGGUGGAUGAAAAUGGUUGUGUUUGUAUAUGAUCGGUUAACACCGACCGCGACCACAUGAUAAUCCAGUAGUCGUUCCCCAGGAGGGCCGCUUUGAUGCACCAGCAUUAACUUUUUUUCGAAGGUUUCAAAAUGUUUAUCAUUGCGUAAAACAUGUUAUUUUCCUACGAACAAAAGACGGAGAAAAUCAAAAUAAUGUAGUCCAUAGGGGACCGACUCCGACAACAUGAAUGGGAAGUCAAGAUGAAAGUGUAAUUUUACAGCGGG
Amoebophrya sp. A120 is the source of this 1538-nucleotide messenger RNA. NCBI's taxonomy places the organism in Eukaryota, Dinophyceae, Syndiniales, Amoebophryaceae. The record is from the annotation of a GenBank genome assembly.